AAAGCUUCACAUUUCACCUAAUUUCAUCCUUUUACAGCCAUUAUAAGUACCUCCUCUCCUUGUUUGGAAUUCAUCAAACACUUUCACCCAAGUCUAGUCUUGCUUUGAAACAUUGCAAGUCUCGAAAUACUACAAGGAUGAUGUUGAAACAAGCUUUCUUCUCCCUUUCACUUGUCCUCUUUGUUUUCCAUUGCACCACAGCUGCAGCCCAGGCGCCAAUCCCAGCUCCAUUGCCUCCUCCAACUCCUUCCACCCCCACCGCAUCUCCUCCAGCUCCUCCCCUCCCUACCAGUUCACCUCCAGCUCCGCUUGUUCCCGCUGCUGCUCCAGGUCCAUCAGGCCCCACCAAUGUUACCAAAAUCCUUGAAAAAGCCAAGGGAUUUUCCCUCUUUAUUCGUCUCUUAAAAUCCACCUCUGUCGCUGACCAGAUUGAGAAACAACUCAAUGACUCAAGCAAUGGCGUCACCAUCUUUGCACCGACUGAUGGGGCGUUUUCUAGUCUUAGUUCUGGGGUUCUUAACUCCUUGAACGAUGAACACAAGGAACAAUUAAUCCAAUUUCAUGUAAUCUCUUCAUACAUCCCUCUGUCACAGUUUCAAACCGUGAGUAACCCACUAAGAACAAAUGCAGGAGACACAAGUAAAUACACCUUUCCACUUAAUGUAACAGCUUAUCCAAAUUCAGUGAAUAUCUCAACAGGCGUUACCAACACUAGUUUAUCUGGCACCAUUUACAGCGAUGGCCAGGUUGCAAUUUAUCAAGUCGACAAAGUGCUUCUCCCCGUGAACAUUUUUGGCCCCAAGCCUCCGGCACCGGCACCUUCACCAGCAAAACGUAAGAAGGAGAACGAUGAUAGUACUACUGAUGACAAUACAGUUGCAGAUAGUUCAAGUGAUGAUGAUAACGUGAAAGCUUCAGGUGCAAUCAGUCUCAAGAUCACGACCGUGCAGAGGAUGGCCUCCUCUGGUGUUGCCAUGGUUGCAGCAUUAGCAUUUUCUUUAUGACGAGACGAUCAUAAAGAAUGCGUGCGAUAAGAGUUGUUGUCAAUGAUAUUGCAGAGUCGGAUUGAAGGGUUGUGACGAAAAUAAAUCGACAAGGUGAAAGCUUGCAAGCGCUUUGCCUUUCGAUCAGUCAUUAAUUUGGGCAGUUGUCUGUUAUUAAUUGUUUGUUUAUGUUUGAGUUGCGAGGAUUUCUUCUAUUAAUUUAAUUUUUAAUUUUUCUGUGAUGUAACAUGUGAAAAUUUACAAUAA
Messenger RNA from Mangifera indica (mango), 1250 nucleotides. RefSeq names its product fasciclin-like arabinogalactan protein 12. The coding region runs from base 138 to 1004 and encodes 288 amino acids. The record is from RefSeq and is a predicted model, not a curated record. The transcript has a single exon. Lineage: Eukaryota; Viridiplantae; Streptophyta; Magnoliopsida; Sapindales; Anacardiaceae.